UAGUGAAGUAUUGUAAUGUAUAUUUAUUCGUCUAGGUAAAACGAAUUCCAAUAUGUCGUCAGAUGUUUUAGAUUUAUUAAGAGAACCUCGGAUGACUAAAAUAUGCGCUCCUAUGGUUAGGUACAGUAAAAUACAGUUUCGAACUUUAGUAAGAAAGUAUAAUUGUGACCUGUGUUUUACACCGAUGAUUUUAGCUGACUCGUUUGUUAAAUCAUCGGCAGCCAGAGCUAGUGAAUUCACAACAAAUAAAAAUGACAAGCCGCUUAUUGUACAAUUUGCUGCUAAGGAAAUUGAUUAUUUUGUUGGUGCUGCCGAAUUGAUUGCACCGUAUUCGAAUGGCGUCGAUUUAAAUUGUGGUUGCCCCCAACGCUGGGCAUUGAAAGAUGGGUAUGGCGCUGAUUUAUUAACCAAACCAGAACUCGUUAAAGAUUUAGUUUAUCAAGUUAGAAAUCGAAUAUCAAAACCAUUUUCCGUCUCUAUAAAAAUACGUAUACUCAAAGACAUUAAACGGACGAUCGAAUUGUGUCAGGCUGUGGAGCAUGCCGGUUUAUCCUUUUUAACCGUGCACGCUAGAACGCCACAAAUGCGAAAUGAGCCAAUUCAGUUGGAGAGUUUGAAGUUAGUAAAAAGUUGUGUACAACUACCCGUAAUUGCCAAUGGAAAUGUUAAAUGUUUGGAGGAUGCAAUGAAUUUAUAUACGGAAUCCAAUUGUAAUGGAAUAAUGGUCGCCGGUGGUAUUUUGAACAAUCCUGCUUUAUUUUCUGGAUAUAGAAGUACACCUGUGGAGUGCAUUAGAGACUGGAUUAAUAUUACAUCCAGCGUGCCGACUACAUUUUUAUGUUUUCAUAAUCAUCUUGUUUUUAUGCUUGAAAAGGUAUUGAACAAGAAAGAAAAACAAGUGUUUAAUUAUCUGAAUAAUGUCAACGACGUCUAUGACUUUCUUAAUAAACGUUUUGACAUAACACCAAAAAUGUUAUAUAGGGAAUACGAAUUAACCAAUUGUGAAUAUCAAGUUUUGCCACAAAUAAGGCAUCCAAAGAACAUAAACUUUGACGAAGACGAAGACUGUAGUUUAAGCUUAGAAAAUCUUUUUAUCUAAUAAUACUACGUUAUUUACUCAAUAAAGCUUAAUAUGCUUGUUAGCACCACCUAACG
Molecule: messenger RNA, 1155 nt
Organism: Ceratosolen solmsi marchali
Lineage: Eukaryota; Metazoa; Arthropoda; Insecta; Hymenoptera; Agaonidae
Product: Dihydrouridine synthase 4
Exons: 3
Coding region: 53-1099 (348 amino acids)
Biological process (GO): tRNA processing
Molecular function (GO): flavin adenine dinucleotide binding; tRNA dihydrouridine synthase activity
Source: RefSeq, a predicted model, not a curated record